Messenger RNA from Parus major (Great Tit), 1777 nucleotides. It is a transcript of the gene RASSF2, whose product is annotated as Ras association domain family member 2. Gene Ontology annotation, cellular component: cytoplasm; nucleus. NCBI's taxonomy places the organism in Eukaryota, Metazoa, Chordata, Aves, Passeriformes, Paridae. The record is from RefSeq and is a predicted model, not a curated record. Bases 719 to 1681 code for a protein of 320 amino acids. The transcript is spliced from 10 exons. Gene Ontology annotation, biological process: positive regulation of JNK cascade; positive regulation of protein kinase activity; regulation of non-canonical NF-kappaB signal transduction.
CCCAAGGUUCCUGAGGUUCCCCUGGGGUUCCUGGGGUUCUCCCAGGGUUCCCCCGAAGCUCCCGAGGUUCCUGAGGUUCCCCCAAGGUUCCCCCGUGGUUCUCCCAAGGUUCUCCUGAAGCUCCCAGGGCUCCCCUGAGGUUCUCCUGAGGUUCCCGAGGUUCCCCCAAGGUUCCUGAGGUUCCCCCGAGGUUCUCCUGAGGUUCCCCCAAGGUUCCCCCGUGGUUCUCCCAAGGUUCUCCUGAAGCUCCCAGGGCUCCCCUGAGGUUCCCGAGGUUCCCCCGAGGUUCCUGAGGUUCCCCUGAGGUUCUCCUGAGGUUCCCCCAAGGUUCUCCUGGGGCUCUCCCAAGGUUCCCCCGAGGUUUCUGAGGUUCUCCCGAGUUCCUACGUGGUUCUCCUGAGGUUCUCCUGAAGCUCCCAGGGCUCCCCUGAGGUUCUCCCGAGGUUCCUGAGGUUCUCCCGAGGUUCCUGAGGUUCUCCCAAGGUUCUCCCGAGGUUCCCCCGAGGUUCCCCCAAGGUUCCUGAGGUUCUCCUGAGGUUCCCCCAAGGUUCCUGAGGUUCUCCCAAGGUUCUCCCAAGGUUCUCCCGAGGUUCCCCCAAGGUUCCUGAGGUUCUCCCAAGGUUCCCCCAAGGUUCCCGAGGUUCUCCUGAGGUUCCCGAGGUCCCCCCAGGGCUGUCCCGUGCCCCUCCCUCAGCUCGGCUCCCAUGCCCGGCCCGCGAUGGAGCUCGGAGGGGACGCGGUGCCCUGCGGGAAGGACAAAUUCAUCUCCAGGAAUGAGCUGCUCCUUCACCUGAAGACCUACAACAUCUACUACGAGGGGCAGAACCUGCAGCUGCGGCACCGGGAGGAGGAGGGGGAGCUGAUCGUGGAGGGGCUGCUGAACAUCUCCUGGGGGCUGCGCCGCCCCAUCCGCCUGCAGAUGCAGGACGACAACCAACGCAUCCGCCCGCCGCCCUCCUCCUCCUCCUGGCACUCGGGCUGCAACCUGGGAGCCCACGGGUCCGUGCUGAAGCCCAGCACCCUGCCGGACAUCCCGCUGGCGGAUGGAGACAGCGCUCCCAGCACGGAGAACCCCGGGAACGGCGCAGCCCCCAGGCCGGCGGAGGAGGCUCCACAGCUGAUGAGAACCCGCAGCGACGUCGGUGUCCGGCCCCGCGGCAGCGCCCGCACGCCCGGGGAGCAGCGGCGGCUGCGCCGGCACCGCUUCUCCAUCAACGGCCACUUCUACAACCACAAGACCGCGGUGUUCACUCCCGCCUACGGCUCCGUCACCAACGUGCGCAUCAACAGCACCAUGACCACGCCGCAGGUGCUCAAACUGCUCCUCAACAAAUUCAAGAUCGAGAACUCUGCAGAGGAGUUUGCUCUGUACAUGGUGCACACGAGUGGAGAGAAGCAGAAGCUGCGCAGCAGCGAUUUCCCCCUGCUCGCCCGCAUCCUGCAGGGCCCCUGCGAGCAGGUGUCCAAGGUGUUCCUCAUGGAGAAGGACCAGGUGGAAGAGGUCACCUACGACGUCGCCCAGUACAUCAAAUUCGAGAUGCCCAUCCUCAGGAGCUUCAUCCAGAAGCUGGAGGAGGAGGAGGAUCGGGAGGUGAAGAAGCUGAAGCACAAAUAUUCCAUCCUGCGGCUGAUGAUCGAGCAGAGGCUGGAGGAGAUUUCCGAGGGCCCCACGGCGAUGUGAGCGUCCGUGGGAUGCUCGGCACCGAAUUCCCAAUCCCAAAAUCUCCUGAAUUCCCAAUCCCCAAAUCUCCUGAAUUCCAUCCCAAAAUCUCCUGAA